GUGCUGCUGUGCAGGUGGGAUUGCUUCUUCCUGUACGAUGGCUCCAAGGUGAGGGAAGAAGGGGACCCCACACAAGCCGGCAUCUGCUACUUCAGCCCUCGCCAGACGCCUCUGGAUCAGCAGGAGCUGCUUUGCAGCCAGGUGGCCGGCGUGGUCCGCUGGAUGGCAGAGAUCCUUGGCUCUCCGCCGCAGCUCAUUCGGCUGAGGAAGCUCAAGUUUGCCGUUCGAGUGGACGGCAGCUACCUUUGGGUGCUGGGCUGUGCUGCCGACCUGCCUGAUACCAGCUGCCAGCACUUCCUGGAUCACUUGAUGGGACUCUUCUGCUUUUACAACGGACCCCUUGGUCAAGCCUAUGAGGAGCGGCUGGGAGAAGAACUGGACCAGGCAUGGGAGAAGUACGUGAGGCAUUUGCAGCACAACACCAGCGACCUGCACCGGAUCUUCAGCUCCCUUUGGGCCAUGGACAAAACCAAAGUGGAUCCGCUGCUGCUGCUGAAAGCAGCCCUGAUCCUCCAGACGUGCCAGCGUGCCCUCCACGUGCUGGCUGGCUGCAUUCUUUACAAGGGGCUGGUUGUCAGCACGCAGCUGCCACCCAGCCUCACUGCCAAGGUUCUGCUGCAAGAGGCAGACCCCAAGGGCCCGCCAGCAAAUGGAGUCCAGCCACAGGAGCAGGAAAGCAUCCAGCUGCCCCCUGAAGCUUCCUGUUUGCCGCAGGGGGUCCAGAUCACCCCAGUUUACCUCUUAGAAAAAGAAGCAGCUGCCUUGCGGGACUUCCCCCUGGAGUGGAUGGCCAGGAGUCCGGGGGGAGCGGCUGCAGCGUCGGCAGCCAUCGCCCACAGGCCUGGCAGAAUGCCCUUGGUGAGGAUGGUCUUGUACGUCCACCGCGUCCGAGGCCUGGUGCUGGCCCUCCUGGCUGAAGAGUGCUUUGCGGAGAGCGAGGGCUCCAUCCAGGACGUGCAUCACAGCAGCCUGGCCUCGCUGAACGGCUUGGAGGUGCAUCUCAAGGAGACCCUUCCGAGAGAUGGCCCCGCCUCUGCCAAGAGCUCCUACGGCUUUGCACACUACGACUCAAUCCAGAAUGUCCUCACCACUAACUUCCUGCCAGCCGCCAGCCCCCAGGACCAGCACUUCCUGAGAGCUGUGAGCUUGAUCCACACGGACUUUGACCAGCUGCCACUGGCAUCAGAAAUAACUGUCCGGAACGCCUCCACCGCCGUGUACGCCUGCCGCAACGCUGUCCAUGAGACCUACUUCCAGCAGCUGGGCUCCCCUCUCCGCAAUUCAGGGGCCCCCAAUCCCCGUGACAACGCCUUCACCCUCCCCACCAAGGCCAAGCAGAAGCUGCUGAAGCACGGUGUGAACCUGCUGCUGUGAGCCAGCCAGCCAGCCGGUGGCCCUUCGGUACUUUUAGCACUGCGGCAGAUGCCUUGGGGGGGGGGGCAGCAGCCCUGUUGGUGCCUUUGUCCAAGAAACCGCAGCCGCCUCCUCCCCCCAGCCACAGGCCAGAAGGGCAAAGGGUGCUAGCCUUCCCUGCUGAGGGGAGGCGGGGCUGCUGCUUCCUGCCUUCAGGAGAGAGGGAGAGUCCAGACCCACCAGAGAAAACUCUUGGAGUCUGUGGACUGGCAGACAGUACAGCUCCUGGAGGUGGGACGCUUUCCAGCGCGCACUCACAAAGCCCCCUGCACAGUGCUGCAGUUCUGGGUUGUACCUCACUAGCCUCCUCUCUGAGUGGAGGGGGGGGGGGUUGUCCCUAACCCAGGAGAGGCUGCAUUCCUCGCUCUCCAAAGGUUUAACCGCUGGACACCUCUGCCACUGUUGGGCACCAGAUGACUUCUAUGUCCCGACUGCUGAUACCAAACGUUUGACACAGAACAUGCUCACGCACACACGCCCUUUCCCUGGGGGGAGGGAAUUGCAAAUGGGAGGGGAAAGGAAAUGUUUUGUAGGGGGCAGACUUUUUGUACCUGUGCAGGGAGGAGCACUAAUGUAAUAAAAGUUUCCAGUUCCA
Molecule: messenger RNA, 2008 nt
Organism: Heteronotia binoei (common prickly gecko)
Lineage: Eukaryota; Metazoa; Chordata; Lepidosauria; Squamata; Gekkonidae
Gene: HPS4
Product: HPS4 biogenesis of lysosomal organelles complex 3 subunit 2
Exons: 12
Coding region: 163-1374 (403 amino acids)
Biological process (GO): vesicle-mediated transport
Source: RefSeq, a predicted model, not a curated record